This is a messenger RNA of Prunus armeniaca (apricot), 885 nucleotides long. The record is from the annotation of a GenBank genome assembly. Lineage: Eukaryota; Viridiplantae; Streptophyta; Magnoliopsida; Rosales; Rosaceae.
AUGGAGAAGAUGAAGGUGCAAGAUAAUGAAGCUUACAAGUGGCUUUUAAGAAGGCCACCAAAGAAUUGGAGCAGAUCUCAUUUCGAUGAACACUAUAAGUAUGACAUCUUAUUGAACAAUCUCUGUGAGACAUUCAACUCAUGCAUACUAGAAGCAAGAGACAAGGUCAUCUUAACACGCCUUGAAAGAAUUAGAACUUAUGUAAUGUUGAGGAUGUGUGAAAGAAGAACUGUUGGCAGGGUUUGGAAACAUCCUGUUGGGCCUAGAAUAGUAAAGAUCAUUGAGAAUUACAAGAAGGGAGCACAUCAAUGUAUUCCCAAGCUAGCAGGUGAGAAGAAAUACCAAGUGUCUCAUAUGUAUGGGGAUCAAUGGAAGAAGAUAAAUUUGCCUCUAAUUAGACCUCCUCCUUACAAGACCCAGCCUGGAAGACCCAAGAAAUCAAGAAACAAAGACCCUUCUGAGGUUGAAGUACGUGUUCCAGUCCCCCCAAAUCCUAUACCACCUAAUUACAUUCCACCCCCUGCAAAAUUGAGAAGGGUUUUUAUCAAGAUCACGUGUUCUAUUUGUGGCCAAGAAGGACACAAUAAAAUAAAACACUUUAAACAAGGAGAUGCUGCUAAUUCUAGCAAUCAAGGGGUAACUGAGGUAGUUGAGGACCAAUCUAAUGGGUCAAGAAGGCCUGCAAUAGGCAGAGGAAGAGGUGUACAUAAAGGUCCAAUAAAAGGUGGUUGUAGAGGAAAGGGCAAACAACCUAGCUCUUCAUCAGUUGGAGAUGAGAAUGAAAAAGGAAAGCACCAGUUGCUUCACAGCCCCUCCCAAACAAUGAAGAUUCAUCCUUUUCAUCACCAUCAAACAAUGUGCAAUCAUCAUCUCAACUUGUUUUAA